GGGUAAACUGCCAAUCACUUCCUCUUUGUCAAACCGGCCAGAUUCGGAAGGUGCAGCAAACAAAACUGCAUUCAACAUGGGUAUGCGUGGUCGCAAAAGCAGCAAGAGUCCUCCGGUGUUUAGCCAUGAGUUCGUUAUACAAAACCAUGCCGACAUCACAUCGUGCGUGGCAAUGGUUUUCGUGAUAGGACUGAUGUUUCAGGCAACUUCUCCUGUUGCAUCUUUGUUUGUCACACUCCAGCACAACAUCACGGUAAAUGCAACAGAUUCAACAGAGCCUCUAUUCCUGUUUACAUGCGGCCUCAAGGACAUUUUCACAACUUUCUUCUAUCUGCUCAUCUGUAUCAUUGCUCAUGCUGUCGUGCAGGAGUAUGUUCUUGAUAAACUGAAUAGGAAGAUGCACCUGUCUAAGGUGAAGCACAGCAAGUUUAACGAGUCUGGACAGUUGAUGACAUUCUACUUCGCGUCCGCUGUCUGGGGAGCAGACACCAUCAUACGGGAGGGCUUCCACAAUAUCAACCAGUUAUGGGAGGGCUACCCGACAUCCCACGCCAACAUGACGUUUAUCGUCAAGUUCUAUUUCCUGGUUCAGCUGGCCUACUGGCUUCACUGUUUCCCCGAACUGUACUUCCAGAAAAUUAAAAAGGAGGAGAUGAAAGGGAGAAUUACCUACUGUAUGUUGUACCUGAUCUUUAUUGCUGGUGCAUACGCCAUGAAUUUCACGCGUGUAGCCAUGUUGAUGUUGGUUCUACACUACCUUGUGGAGUUUGUGUUCCACCUGGCCCGCCUCAUCUACUUCGCGGACAAGCAGGAGAUGGCUGGGCACUGUUUUAUGGUGUUUGACGUCCUGUUUGUGCUUGUGCGCCUCGGAUCUAUUACCCUCGCUGUUCUGACAUUCUGGUACGGGCUCCAGCAGUCUAGUCAAGACUCUAUAGACAUUGCCACAGGCAACUUUAAUACAAAAAUAUUUAGAAUCUACUGCCUAUUGGCAACAUGUCUGCUGCAGGCAUGGAUGAUGUGGAAUUUCCUCACCUUCCAACUGCGUCGCCUCCGGGAACGCACUGUGUACACUCGCAAACUUCGCUCCCCGACCAAGAAAAAGGGCAAAGGUGAGUAAUUUCAAGAGGAAGACAUCUCAUCACUGCCCGAGGUUGACCAGAACACCGCCCAGAAUGGUUUACGUCCCCGGAAAGUGAAGAAAUAGAACACCUAAAUCAAACUCUAACUUAUCUUCACUUCGUUGGAAUAGAACGUUUGCAAUAUGUUUUCUGUAAAUUACAUUGUAAAAUACGUAAUAAUCAAUAAAAAUGGACAUUUUCUUAUUUUUAAACAAAAAGUAUUGGGUUUAAGAAUUACCAGCAUUUUCUAGCAAUUUUUGUCUUAGGCUUGUUUGGGUUUCGAAAUUAGUGGUAUUAUUUUAGAUUUUCUGGGUUUGAAGUAAUCCAAUGAUAUGGUAUUAGAAAAUUAAUUGCACAUAUUCUUUUUCGAAUGAGUUUGUUUUGAUAGUAUUUUUUUAUGGACAUUAACGUCUUUAGCAAUUCAGUAGCUAUAAUAAAUAUUCAAGAAUCUGUUUUAAAAAUGAGUGUUUUCUUUGACUUCUACUAAGAAAGAUUUUUACUUUCAGAAUGUGAUAAAACUAUUUCAUAGUCAAUACUGCCUUUGUGGUAUUGAAAUUUUAAAACUAACUUAUGUUCAGACAAUUUCUUACCGCCAAACCCUUGUCUACUACACAAGUUAACAAUAUUAAGAGUUUAAGCCUGGAUUUAAAAGGACAUGUUUCUGCUUAAAAUAAUAGGGUUUUAAGGGAGAAAAUGUGGCAUUGUAUCGGACAUUGAAGAACUUUAAUAUAAUAAAUUUUAAAAAUGAAAGAAAGUAGGUUUUAAUUGCCAGAUAUAUCAAAUUUGUCAGUGAUGUAUAAUCAUAUAAGUAGCUUGAAAUCAAAACGGUAACUGGUUGAUUCAAUAAAGGCAGAAGGGUGCCCAUAGUGGUCUCCAUGACGGCAGGGCAGAAUGGUGCUACAGGGUGCAGCACCCUCGAUUAUAUCUGCCUGGCUAUCGCCGUAGUAUAACAAUAAGUAGUGCCAAUUUAAAAGAAUGCCUCAAUCGCAAGGUUUAAGAUAAAGAUUGCCAUAUAAUAUUUUAGAUUUUCUGUAUGAUUGAAUAGCAAAAAAAACAAUUGUAGAAAGGCAAUGAUAGGUACGCAAUAAUGUUGUACGGUCCAGGUGGUCUUACAAGAGAUAUUAAUCUAUUUAAUCUUUACGUUUUGUUUUGAAUGAUUAUAUUAAUGAUGUUUUUAUUGUUUAUAUUUUUUUCAUUUUGUGUGUGUGAGCUUUGUUGAUAAAAUGCUUCAGAAUGUGUCUUCAUUAAAGUUAUUAAUUGUGUAUACAUUUUGAGGCCAUCUAUUCAACUAAGACAAAUUACUGAAACAUCCAGAAGAAUAUUAAAUACUAGGCAAGUGUCAAAAAUUUGAUAUUUUUUAAAUAAUGAAUUAAAAUAAACCUUAUCUCAUAUUCUAGUCUGAAAAUUUGAUUCAAAAUAUAUCUUCUAACUGCCAAGAAUUACCGAUUUGAAGAAUCGAAAAUAAAAUGUUUGGGGAUAAUUUGGCCAUUUUGUUUAAAUAUGGUCGUCGUUAAGUAUAAAGUAUUUAGUUUACUAUAUGCAUGUCAUGACUGGGUGGGGAAGUCUAUCUGAAGGCUUAAUUGCUCUUUUGACAGUUGCAAAUCUAGCUUACUAUUGGAAAGAAAAGCAAAGUGAGUUAAUAAGUUAUGGGUGGGGGGAAGAUGUAAUGUUUUCUUUAUUCUUAAUAGUACAGUUGACAUAGUGAAAGUAUUAGUGCUUUUUAAAACGAUGAACUGCAGCAUCUUAGGUAUAAAUAGCCUCUAGUCUAUUGAUGCCAUUUUGCAUGUACUAUGUACAUGCUCUCUCGUAUCUUAUUUGUGCUGUUUCUAAUAGUUAUCCUGUAUAAUUAUGUAAUUUUAGCUUGUAAGAAUAAAAUGUCACAAAAAAAUGAAUUUUAAAAAAUUAAUACGACGGAUAUUCCCUUGAAAUAUCUUUAAUAUGUUACCUUUUUGGUAUUAGCUAGCUUUAUGUAAUGAAACCUGUUACUUCACCAACGUCAUGCUCAUGUCGGAAAAUAGCUCAUCGAGCUAAUGUUUCUUGUUAACACAUAACUGACUUUAAAUAAAGAUUCUUGUAUCUUGUCUUGUCAUAUGGCAAACAGAUAAUUAACUAUAAGUAUUUGAGUUUAAAAUAGAAAAUGCGUAGAAAUUUAAGGGUACAGCAUAACAUGUGCUCUAAAUAACUGUUCUUUUUGUUUCUUUUUUAAUGUACCUUGGUUCAUUUUUUGCUUUUUUAAGUAUACUUUUUUCUUAAUUUGAAAUAAUGUAUAUAAAUGUGUUAUAGCCCUUAACACAUUGAAAUAACUUAAGGGUAAACAUAUUAAUUACCAUGUUGGAAUGAAAGGCAUUACUUGCAAAUAUUUUUUCUUUGUAAAAUGUAAUUGUUUAAAUAAGAAAAAUGAUCUGUUGUAAAUGUUUAUUGUGAUUACAUGUUUUUUCAUGUUAAAUUGUCUUGCAUAUUUAUGAACCCCUACAAAGAGAAAUUUGUCGAAUGCGAAAAUUUAUAAUUUAGUUUUAGAUUUGUAAACUACCAUAAAAGCAUGUUAUACUUUGGGUGAGGGCAUUACAAUUAUAGUGCCAGGAAACGAUGACCUCACAUUUUCCGAUUUCAUAAGGGCAAUAUAAAUUUAUUGCUUGAUUUUCAUCCAAUUUUUUGUAAUGGAUGUGGGUGGUAACAUUCUAUUUUACUUAGAUGACUGUGUCGUCAAUGAAUAUGUGUUCAUGUUCUUUCUUUUUGCCUAAGGGACCAUAUACAUGCGUUGCUAGACUAAGUAUCAAUUCUCUGGUCCUUUUUUACAUGUGAAUGUUAUUCAUUUACACUCUGUACGAAUAAAAGCCAUUCCCAGACAGUACCAGACUGAUGAGCAAUUACAGACCCUAGUCCGACAUCUUAAUUUGUGUCAAUAAGAUUUAAGGGGAAGCAGAAAAACGAGGGGAUGGGCGGAGAUGAAAAUCUGGCAAUUGAUUUGUUAUCGCCUUAUUACAAGAAAACCAAUUUCUGUUUGUCAGGGUUCAUAAAUUUGAUCAUUCAUCAGAUUAAAUGCAUUUUACAUUGUUCUUGACAUAUAAUGUACUGUUGAUCAUAUUAAAGAAUCAAUCUGAAUGACUGUUGAUGUGUUAAAGUAUUACAAUAUAAAACAAUAAUUACUGUGAUGUUUCUGUGAAGAAUUUGUCUGUAUAAGAUGGUGCAUGAAGUCGAAUAAAUGUGACAACCGAAAGAA
Molecule: messenger RNA, 4338 nt
Organism: Mya arenaria
Lineage: Eukaryota; Metazoa; Mollusca; Bivalvia; Myida; Myidae
Product: translocating chain-associated membrane protein 1-like
Exons: 10
Coding region: 77-1117 (346 amino acids)
Biological process (GO): SRP-dependent cotranslational protein targeting to membrane, translocation; protein insertion into ER membrane
Cellular component (GO): endoplasmic reticulum membrane
Source: RefSeq, a predicted model, not a curated record